GUUGGAUGAGCUUCAAUUUAAUAGUUAAACUGUGCACUUAGUUUGUUUACUGUAGUAUCCUGGUGUUUAUACAUAGCUUAAGAAUAUCUCAGAGCUUGCUGUUCAGCUGCUGCAUACUGGAAAAGAACUUUAAUGCUCAGAGCUAGAGUAAUCCAGUUCUAAAAGGAACCUGGAUUUUGUGGGAAUAUGUGCUGGCUUGAAGGCCGUUCUGUUCACUGAGGUUUUCUUCACCAGUGGAGUGUGAGAAAUAGAGGCUGAAGAAGAUGAGUGAGCUGGAACAGUUACGGCAGGAGGCAGAGCAGCUGCGAAACCAAAUCAGAGAUGCCAGGAAAGCAUGCAGUGACACAACUCUUGCUCAGAUCACAACAAGUCUGGACUCCGUGGGUCGGAUCCAAAUGCGGACCCGGCGCACGCUCAGAGGUCACUUAGCCAAAAUCUAUGCCAUGCACUGGGGAUCUGACUCAAGGCUACUAGUCAGCGCUUCUCAAGAUGGAAAAUUAAUUAUUUGGGAUAGUUAUACAACAAAUAAGAUGCACGCCAUUCCCUUGAGAUCCUCCUGGGUGAUGACCUGUGCCUACGCUCCCUCUGGGAACUACGUGGCCUGUGGUGGCCUGGACAACAUCUGCUCCAUCUACAACCUGAAAACCAGGGAGGGGAACGUGCGGGUGAGCCGCGAGCUGCCGGGACACACAGGAUACUUGUCCUGUUGUCGCUUCCUAGAUGACAACCAAAUUGUCACUAGCUCGGGAGACACCACUUGCGCUUUGUGGGACAUUGAAACUGGUCAGCAGACCACCACGUUCACUGGGCACACUGGAGAUGUGAUGAGCCUCUCCCUGAGUCCAGACAUGAGGACUUUUGUUUCGGGUGCCUGCGAUGCCUCCUCGAAGCUUUGGGAUAUCCGGGAUGGAAUGUGCAGGCAGUCAUUCACAGGGCACGUGUCGGAUAUUAAUGCAGUUUGUUUUUUCCCUAAUGGACAUGCAUUUGCCACUGGAUCUGAUGAUGCCACUUGCCGGCUCUUCGACCUCCGUGCAGACCAGGAGCUGAUGAUGUAUUCCCACGACAACAUCAUCUGUGGGAUCACCUCUGUCGCCUUCUCCAAGAGCGGGCGCCUCCUGCUCGCGGGUUACGACGACUUCAACUGCAACGUGUGGGACACCCUGAAAGGGGAGAGGGCAGGUGUCCUGGCUGGCCAUGACAACCGUGUCAGCUGUUUAGGUGUCACUGAUGACGGCAUGGCUGUAGCUACAGGGUCUUGGGACAGUUUUCUCAGAAUCUGGAAUUAACUGGGAGCCAAACAUGUACAUUCUCCAUUUGAGAUCUGGAGAGAUCAAUGCUGCAGCCUAUAGCUGUGAAAUAACAUUUCUACCUUGUAUUUGCAGGUGAAGUUUUUCUAUUCACUGAUUAUUACACAAAAAGGCUUUCUGUAAACUAGAAAAAAAAAAUCAAGUGAAGAAAUAGGGGAGGGGGGAAGAAAUCACUGACUUUUUAAAAGGGGCCAGCACACAUAAUCAUGGUGACCGACAAACUAAGAGCCAGUCUUUUUGUUUUUGGUGGUUUGGUUAGAUUGUCCUUGAAGGGUUUUUGCUUGUGCUCAGUCUGCUAAUCCUGUACUUUUUUUUUGUACAUAACAGAAUAUACACAUUAUAGCAGCCAAUCAUGUAACAUUUGUCUGUAUGUAAAGAAAUAUGUUUGCAUUUUUUAAGGAACUACAUUUAUAGCUUUGCUUUUAACCUGAGAUGUCACUUCUGAGUUUUGUAGUGGGUGAACUAGAUUGCUGUUUUCAAUGUUUUUUGUGAAUUUACUGUAGAUAAAGUGAAGCCAAUGGUAUGUAUGUGUUUUUUAUAAUGGAAGGCAUUUGGUUUUGUUUUUUUUUUUAAAGGCCCUGGAGACUCCCAGUUAAUACCUACCGCCUUAUUCACUCACUUCUUGACCUGCUUGCCUAUUUUUAAUCAGGGGGGCUCUUCCUUCAAGCCAGUGGUUCCUGGUUCAUCCAUUGGCAGUCAUGGCCUCCAAACACCAAGGAGUUAAUGCCAGGCAGGCUUGGCAACAACAGCAGAAUUAAUUUGAAAAUAAAAUAAUUCCAGUUCCCGAAGUUUUAGCUUCCUUCCUGCAGCUUUUUGCAUCAGUUAUUCCACGCAGUCCGUGGGUGCAGAAGCCAAGGGGUCACUGCUGCUGUGCAGUGUCGAGUGCUCAGCUCUGGCUGAUCGGGUGGGUUUGGCCCAUCUCAGGCUCCAGCUGAUCUGCACUGACAGGGAUUCAGCUGCUGCUUGGAGUGUGUCUCUGCAGGGCCUGCUCCGUUCCACAGCAGCUGAGAAAUUCAGGAGGACUUUGCUUAAAUUCCUAAAGAGGAUUUAACUGUGCAGUUAAUCGCCUGUAAUCCCCCUCCAGAUUCGGGGGUUGCCAAAGCACAGCCCAGCCAAAAGUGCUUGUUGUCAGUUCUGUGCAGUGAAUUAUCAAAGGAAUUGUGUAACUGAAAUGCUCCUCUGUGACCCCUGAGAACUUCCUACGAUAACCUUGGCAGUGCUAACUGUGGUCACUGAGGGCUGUGCCAGGAGGUUUCUGGGUGCCAGUUGUUGUGCAGCUCCAGCACUGUAAAUAAAUAGCCCUUUCCUCUCCUCUCCCGAUUUUAUUCUUAUUUGGAUGUCAGUUGCUUAUAAAUGUGAUGAGGUGCAGUUGAGUGUAGAGAGAGGGAAAUCAGGUGACUGAUGCCCAUUUGAAACUGCUUGGGGAGGUUGCUUAACUUUUUGGUGCCUGGCAGCCUGUCUGAACUUGCAGUGGAUGUUCCUUUGGGAAUCUCAAUGUCUGUGGCUUUUUUCUGAAAGGGGGUUAUGUCUAUUGGCUUCUCUUAAAUGACUUACUUUAAAAACAACGUGAAUUUUAAAUCACCAGGUUGGAAGAUGAUAUUAGUCAUCCCUCCUCGGAACUGAUGGGGGGAGUCUGGAUGUCUCUGGGUCAGGUGGGCAAGAUAAGGGCCCAGAAUCCUGUAAUAUAUCCAACUGGAUUUCUGGCUGAGAUGACUAUUUGUCAAGUUCCUGACAUUUUUAAUCCUAAAUUUCAGUACUUCCAAACUGUGCCUGUAAACUUGCCAUGUCUAUAAUGGUGAAGGUGCCAAUAAAUGUACCAAUCAAUCACAGUAAAUUCACUUUUAAAAUAAGAAAAAGGCACCUCUUGUGCUGUAGAAGGAACAUUUCCUAACAGCAGCCUUGUGGUGUAGGACCAAAAUCCCACUGUAUUGUGUCUCACAGGAAUUCCUCAGCGUUUUGCUUUAUGAUCUGUCUGCAUUAACAGAACUAUUGUGGAAUUCUUGUAACUCUCUUAAGUGAGCAGCUCUUUGGGAUCUUGCAGACUCUGUUUAUUUUUUAGUGCUGCACUCGAUUAUUUUUAUUUUUUUUUUAACUCACAGCUGCCUUGAGUGAAUCAUUCUGGAAAUUUGUUACUGAAGAAUUUUAAGAAAAUAUUCUUUUUCUAAAAUACUUUUUUUCCAUAGAAGUGUGUUUUGAACCAAUUUCCUAGUCAACACCUUUGCCAAGACAGGUGCCAUUUUUACAUUCUGGUAUUAAAACUGGUUUCUACUUGUGAAACUCCAAAACCAAUUUUACAGCUGUAUAUAACUUUUCUUACCAGUUCAGGUAUCCUGUAACCGUGGUAAUGGCUCUUGUAAGGUUAUUGCUGCAAAUAACUUCACUGUCAUUGUUGGAUGGCUGUUGUCUGUUGGAUUCAGCUGCUUUUAGAAUAAAUACUGAGGAAUGCCAA
Molecule: messenger RNA, 3756 nt
Organism: Empidonax traillii (willow flycatcher)
Lineage: Eukaryota; Metazoa; Chordata; Aves; Passeriformes; Tyrannidae
Gene: GNB4
Product: G protein subunit beta 4
Exons: 10
Coding region: 264-1286 (340 amino acids)
Biological process (GO): G protein-coupled receptor signaling pathway
Cellular component (GO): heterotrimeric G-protein complex; cytoplasm
Molecular function (GO): protein binding; signaling receptor complex adaptor activity
Source: RefSeq, a predicted model, not a curated record